AUAACAAAAGUGGCGCAUUGUUCUAUUGUUUUGUUUCAAAGUAUGAAUUGCCAAUCGUAAGUUGUCAAGUUGAUGAUAUCCCAUACAUUAAUGUCUGCCUUUUCACCAAAAAUAAGACAUUAAGAAAGACCGAAAUACCGAGAAUGUUAUUAACUUUAAACCAAAAUAUGUCCCGAAACCUGCCAGUGUAGUGAUGGUGGCAGCCCUGCGCGACGACAACAUUUGUUUACUUCCUCUUCAUUCAUGACUCUUACACUCGUGUCUUCUCCUCGCUCAAAAUAACACUUUCUCAUGACGUUUUCCAGAUGGCAACAGCAUCCAAGGCAGCCAACAGCCAAGGAAUUCAUCCAGAAGAGAGAUUUGCAUCUUUGAACCCUAUGAAUGAAGCCUUGCAGCUAUCACCUGUGGUUGAAGGUCGUGUGGAACCAUAUGAGCUCGUUGAAUUAUUCUAUGGUAGCAGUACUGUCUCUCCAGCCAAUCACACAUCCCACCUUUCACCUAGAUCUGCAGGAACAUCAUCUCCUGAAGUCAUGCAG
Molecule: messenger RNA, 536 nt
Organism: Penaeus vannamei (Pacific white shrimp)
Lineage: Eukaryota; Metazoa; Arthropoda; Malacostraca; Decapoda; Penaeidae
Product: myc-associated zinc finger protein
Source: RefSeq, a predicted model, not a curated record